This is a messenger RNA of Neoarthrinium moseri, 999 nucleotides long. RefSeq lists its product as uncharacterized. The coding region runs from base 1 to 999 and encodes 332 amino acids. The transcript has 4 exons. Lineage: Eukaryota; Fungi; Ascomycota; Sordariomycetes; Amphisphaeriales; Apiosporaceae. The record is from RefSeq and is a predicted model, not a curated record.
AUGAGGUGGCUCUACGCAUCCAUCGCCCUCGUCGCGCCAGCUUGGGCUGGCCUGCGUUUUCAGUGCUCGACUUUGACUUACCAACGCCUCGACCCGGUUGUCCAACCAGGAUCAAAUCCAUCAGCCCAUGUUCACCAUAUUGUCGGCGGCAAUGCUUUCAAUGCUAGCAUGACAGGCGACGUCAGCACGAGAGCUACGUGUACUACCUGCCAGAUGUCAGAGGACUUCUCCAACUACUGGACUGCUGUGCUGUACUUCAAGCAUCCUACGAAUGGGUCUUACCACCGUGUAUCAACCAUCCCUGUAGUUCCAGGUACAAGCGGCACACAGGGUGGGCUUACGGUCUAUUAUACCCAGUUCGACUUGAGCAGGGAUAAUAUAAAGCAGCAACCCGUGAAGUCUUUCCAACCAGGUUUCCGUAUGACGGUCGGUAGCCCAAGUGUGACUUCACGUCCCCACGUCGGCCUUCGUUAUCAGUGCUUGCAAAGCAACGGGAAUAGAGGAGCAGAGAUGCCUGACCUACCUACCAAGCCAUGUCCGGGUGGCAUAUUUGUUACACACCAUUUCCCUGCGUGUUGGGAUGGCAAGAAUCUCGAUAGCCCAGACCACCAGUCUCAUAUGUAUAACACGAUCAGCUCUGAUGGUUUCCCGAAUGCGCCCGCAUGCCCAUCAUCUCACCCUGUCCGUAUGCCACAAGUUACAUACGAAACCGUAUGGGAUACUGCGAAGUUUAACAGCAUGUGGACAUCAGGGGCUCCGAACCCCUUUGUGUGGAGCUUCGAAGGUACCGGUGGUGGAACCCAUGCAGAUUACAUGUUCGGCUGGAAAGGUGAUGCGCUCCAGCGCGCUAUGAACAAGUCAGAAUGCUUUUAUGAUGGGUGUGGCUCCAUCACAAAGCAGGCAAUGAAUACGGCCAACCAGUGCACUGUUAAAGACAUGGUUGGUGAAGAAACCGUCGGAUGGUUCAAAUCACUUCCAGGCAUGGGGAGUUCGAGCUAG